This is a messenger RNA of Miscanthus lutarioriparius, 3783 nucleotides long. NCBI's taxonomy places the organism in Eukaryota, Viridiplantae, Streptophyta, Magnoliopsida, Poales, Poaceae. The record is from the annotation of a GenBank genome assembly.
AUGGGCGGCGGGGGCGGCGAGGGAGGGGAGGAAGAGUUGGAGGACGAGCUCGAAGCGCUGCUCAGUUCCGGCGCCGGUGGCCAGCGGCGGCGACCAGCGGACGCGGGCGAGAGGGAGAGGGAGCGUGAGCUCAGCAUGUUCCGGAGCGGCUCGGCGCCGCCGACCAUAGAGGGUUCUCUGAACGCCAUCAGCGGCCUGCUCCGCGGCGACGGAGAGGUGGCAGUGACGGCUGCCCCGAUUCCUGUUGCUGAGGCGUUGAACGGGCAUAGCGGCCUCCUCUCGGAGGAGGAGCUCCGGGCCGAUCCAGCCUACCUGUCUUACUACUACUCUCAUGGAAAUCUUAACCCGAGGCUGCCGCCACCGGUGCUGUCCAAGGAGGAUUGGCGGUCAACCCAGCGCCUGAAAUCUGGGGUGGUUGGGGGGAUUGGGGACAAGAGGAAGCCUAUUCAGGAGGAUGCCAGACAAGGGACGGGGACUGCAGUAGGGAGGUCUCUGUUCUCACAGCAUCCUGGUUUUGAGCGGGAUGAGGAAGCCAUGAAUGAUGGGGGUGGUGCUGCAGAGUGGGUGGAUGUUGGAGGAGAUGGGCUCAUUGGUUUAUCACUCGGGCGGCAGCGUAGCUUUGCAGAUAUACUGCAGGACAAUAUUGGCCGCAGAACACCUACUUCAGAGCAUCCCUCCCGCACGGCCAGUCGCAAUUCUUUUCUUGACAAUCAGGAGCCAGUGAAUCCUGCUGAGAACCAAUAUGCUAUGCAUAAUGAUAUUUUGGAUGUGCAUCAUCCUAUUGGAAACAUGCAAAAUGUCAGUGGUCUUCACAACCUUAACACAUCCACAUCUCAAACGUUUGCAUCUAUUAUGGGUUCAUCUGUUUCCAGAAAUGCUACGCCAGAUCCUCAUUAUGCUGCAAGGGUUCCUAGCCCUAGCCUUCCACCUGUUGGUGUUAGGAUCACUUCCAAUGAUAAGAAACUGAACUCCUCAUCGCCAUUCAACACUGUAUCUUCAAAAGCAGUUGGGACUGAUGAUAUUUUAUCUGCAUUGUCAAACAUGAACUUAUCAAAAAAUGGUCCUCAGAAUGAUAAUAACAACAUCAGUCAAUCGAACUUUCAGAGAGAUAUAAGUGAUCAGCAGAAAUUUUCACUUGACUCACAAGCAGCUCAAGUCCAUAAUAAGCAGCAUUCUGUGAUGUUAGAAACUGAUGAUGGAUAUUUGGGUAUACCAUCAAUGUCACAAUCAUCCAAUUCUUCAUUUGCUGACGUUAAUAACAGUGUUGCCGGUCUAGCAGAGUUUAGAAAUAGUACCAACACAAGGUUAGAUGGACAUUUGGAAAUGCAGAGAUCUUCUAAUUUGUCUGCUCGUUCAUACCAGAAGUCCCCAUCUUCUUCUAAUGAAAGCCAAGGUGGUUCUCCUGCUCAACAUCACAGUUUUGACAGUAUAAAUUCAGCCUUUUUGAACUAUGGGCUCAGUGGAUACCCACUCAGCCCAGGAUUGCCUUCUAUGAUGCCCCCUUUGUUUGAGAGUGCUGCUGCUGCAUCUGCUAUAGCCGCACUUGGUGCAGAUUCAAGAAACCUUGGAAACAAUAGUUUAUCUUCACCUACAUUGAGCCUAACUGAUGCACAUAACCUUGGUCGUGGUGGUAAUCAAGCUCCCACAGGUCUGCAGUCUCCUCUUUCUGACCCUUUUUAUGUUCAAUACUUGAAGGCAACUCAGUAUGCAGCACAGGGAGCUGGCAGCUAUGGUGAUCUCUCCUUGGAAAGAGGUUACAUGGGUAACUCAUAUGCUAAUUUAAAUGCAGUUCAAAAAGCUUAUAUUGAAGUCUUGCUUCAGCAGCAGAAACAAUUUGAAAUGCCACUUCUUGGUAAAUCAACCGCUUCAAAUCAUGGGUAUUAUGGCAAUUUGGCUUUUGGCAUGGGCAUGGCAUACCCAGGAAGCCCAUUGAGCAGUCCUGUUGCUUCUCAAUCGGGUCCUGGCAGUCCACUUAGGCUUGGUGAGCGAAAUCUGAGGUUUCCGUCUAACUUGAGAAACAUAGGUGGCUGGAACUCUGAUCCAAGUGGCUACAUGAAUGAGAACUUCCCAUCCUCGCUUUUGGAUGAAUUUAAAAGUAACAAAGCCAGAAGUUUUGAGCUUGCUGAGAUCGCUGGGCAUGUGGUUGAGUUUAGUGCUGACCAAUAUGGAAGUCGUUUCAUACAGCAGAAACUUGAAACUGCCACAGUUGAAGAAAAGAACAUGGUCUUUGAGGAGAUCAUGCCUCAUGCACUAUCAUUGAUGACUGAUGUGUUUGGAAAUUAUGUAGUACAGAAGUUUUUUGAGCAUGGGAGUGCAGAACAACGGAGGGAGUUGGCUGAUAAACUAUUUGGACAUGUAUUAGCUCUCAGUCUUCAGAUGUAUGGAUGCCGAGUUAUCCAAAAGGCAAUAGAGGUGGUUGAUCUGGACCAAAAAACAAAGAUGGUUACUGAGCUUGAUAGUCAUAUCAUGAAAUGUGUACGUGAUCAAAAUGGAAACCAUGUUAUCCAGAAAUGUAUUGAAUGUGUCCCAGAAGAUUCUAUCCAGUUUAUAAUAUCAACAUUCUAUGGUCAUGUUGUUCCAUUAUCAACCCAUCCUUAUGGCUGCAGAGUCAUACAGAGAGUACUUGAGCACUGUGCUGAUCAAAAAACACAGCAAAUAGUUAUGGACGAGAUAUUGCAAUCUGUAUGCAUGUUGGCACAGGAUCAAUAUGGAAAUUAUGUUGUCCAGCAUGUUUUAGAGCACGGGAAGCCUCAUGAAAGAUCGAUCAUUAUUGAGAAAUUAGCUGGACAGAUCAUUCAGAUGAGCCAACAGAAGUUUGCCUCGAACGUGGUUGAGAAGUGUCUAACAUUUGGGGGACCUACAGAGCGAGAAGUUCUCAUAAAUGAAAUGCUUGGGACCACUGAUGAGAAUGAACCUCUACAGGCCAUGAUGAAGGAUCAGUUUGGUAACUAUGUUGUACAGAAAGUACUCGAGACUUGUGACGACCAGCAACGUGAGUUGAUCCUGUCACGGGUAAAGGUUCACUUAAAUGCUCUGAAGAAAUAUACAUAUGGGAAGCACAUAGUUGCUCGUGUAGAAAAACUUGUUGCCGCUGGUGACAUGGAAGACGACGACGACGCCGGCGCCGGCGCCGGCUUCGGCGCGUGCGGCCGCGUGCUCGAGUGGGAGCACGGCCUCCCCACGGAGGAGGAGCUAACGCCGCUCUCGCACCCGCUCGUCCCUCCGGCGCUCGCCGCCGCGUUCCGGAUCGACGUCAGGGGCACCGCCUUCGACUGCCCCGCCUUCGCGCACAACUCCCCCACCUCUCACCUGUCCUUCCGCUGCGACGACGAGGACGAGGACGAUGAGGAGGAGGGGGAGGGGGAGGGGGUGGGGGAGGAGGAGAGCGAGGACGCCACCUCCGGAAGCGGCUCGUGCCGAGGCGGGACUGGGAGGGCCGGGAAGAAGGCGAGGAUGGUGUGGACGCCGGAGCUGCACCACCGGUUCGUCGAGGCGGUGGCGCACCUCGGCGACAAGGGCGCCGUGCCCAAGGCCAUCGUGCGCCUCAUGAACGUCGAGGGCCUCACCCGCGAGAACGUCGCCAGCCACCUCCAGAAGUACCGCAUCUACCUCAAGCGCACGCGCAGCCCCGGAAAGCCGCAGCCUCCUCCGGCCUUCCCGCCGGCAUACGGUUCCCCCUUCAGGCCCCAACAGCCCUCUGACACCUCCAGCCGGAGCGAUUACAGCGCGUCCUCCACUUCUCCUGCCGCGACAGCGAGAAGCUCGAACGCGACAAAGCAGUAA